Schistocerca gregaria is the source of this 1634-nucleotide messenger RNA. RefSeq lists its product as uncharacterized. The transcript has 3 exons. The record is from RefSeq and is a predicted model, not a curated record. Lineage: Eukaryota; Metazoa; Arthropoda; Insecta; Orthoptera; Acrididae. Bases 92 to 766 code for a protein of 224 amino acids.
UCAUUCUCGAGUUGUCUGUUGAGUGGAGAGGACGUGAUCUAUUCGUCAGUGCCGGCCUAUUUUUUUAUUGAUUUGCAAUCUGACUACAGGCAUGGAUCUUUUCUCUUCCUUGCUAAGUGUUUUUGUGUUUACAGCUGUACUUAAGGAACCUACCACAAAUUCUGAGAAUUUCACACCUGUAGUUCGUGGAUAUGGGCUGCCUGAUCGAAAAUUUGAGAAUGCUGCCAGCUUCAGCCAAGAAUCGAAAACAUCACUGACAGUAGAUAAUUCAGUAGUAUCUGCUGACAUGGGCCAGUUCACUGAACAGUAUGCUGAACUUGAUAUGUCCAAGAAGACUACUGUUAUUCAGACUACAAACACACAGAAAUCUGAAGAGGAAACUGUGGAGCAUAUCCAACUGUAUACCACAGACACAUUUGUUGCUGGAAUGGGACACCCCAAACAAGGUUCUGAUGAGUACAAUGUGACAAUAGAACAAGCAGCACAGGGCACACUUACCCCUCAAUCAGAGGGCAAUACAACAGUAGGGAAUGACACAUCAGUAUUACAGAUAGAAAACAUUCCCUUGUAUGCAACUACCACACAUCUCGAUUUCACCACAAUGAUGGUAAUAUUAUUCGGUGCUGCUCUAAUCGCAGCAUUCAUCUGGAGAAUGUGGAGCAACUAUUUUAGAGUCCCCUCUAUUGAGUAUACUAUUAGAUAUAAAAUGCAGUACAGUAAUGGAGAAUUCCUUACUGUCGAAUAUCAUGAUACAGUUACCGUUUAGAACGUUAAAAUUCCCCCUCCAUACACUUAUCCAUCACACACCCACGAACAAACAUCUCCUCUCCUAUGGUCCACCACACUUUGUUUUUUAUCCCUUUUACCCUUCUGCCCCUAUGCUUACUGUCUAAGUGAUCCAUUACUGCAUAUGUAAAGACGCACACAUCCCUACACUCCCAUUCUCCUCCCCCCCCCCACCCCCCAACCCACACAAGAAUGUAUGAAAUUCGAAAAUCAUCUUCAGUAAACAACACUGUCAUAGUGGAUACAGUUAUGUUAAGUUUCUUUGACCCUUUUAUCACAGAGAAUAACAGUCCUUCUGAAAUCAGUAUUCUACUGGCAAAUUUAGUGGUAUGUGAAGUGAAUUACCAUGUGAAGAGUGUAAUAUCCUGGUGGUAUAACAAGAGCUUCCUAGUAUUCUGUCUUGUCAAUUUUACCACCUUCACUGUUGUAAAUUACCCUUGUCCAGCUUAUGAAAAUGCAGAAUAUGGGUAAACUAAGAAACUUUGGUGACUAUGAGAUUGUCACAGAACGUGUUUCACAAAGGCAAUGACUGUUUGACAAAAGAGGUUGAAUUUACUGUUUUGUCAAUGUUAUCACUUUUAUUUUUAUGUUGAAUGUAAGCAACUUUUGUGUAGUUACAGUUGUAAAAUUUAUUUUAUUCUAUAUAUGAGUAUUAUAAUAUAAUAUACUUUUCUGUAAUAAGCUUAGUGUGAUAUAAUGCUUACAGUUUGUUUAUUAAAAUAAAAGAUUGUUUUACAAGAGCAUUAAGACAGGUUACCUCUUUUGCUUUGAUAUUUCAUGUGUACAACAUUUGUGUAUUUACAGUUAUGAUUUUGUAGAGGAUCUGGAAAUAAAUAACUUUUGAAAAA